GGCUAGCUUCUCUCCGUUAGGUAUUAUUAGAAGCCGUUGUCACGAGGUCAGUCUAGGUUAGGUGUAAGUGAUGUCACCAGUGUCACAUGCUCACCCGUGAUCGUGCCGUGACACCUCCACGCGGGUAUCUUGAAUCCCCAGUUCCUUUUGAAUUCUCCACCAUCCAAUGUCGCACCAUGUCUUGAAACAUCCCUCCUCAUGGACGACUUCGCUGCAGAGAUGUUCGCUUCUGGGCGCAACUUUGACUCCCCCGAGAGCUCAAGCCAGCGCCCCAACAAUGACCAUAACGACGACAAUGACAAGCAGCCCGAACCCAAGGCCGAAUCAAGCUCUCAGAAAACGGGCCUACGCGGAGGAUUUGCUGCUAUUCGCCAGAAAGCUAGCUUACAGGACCGGUUGGUAGAAAAACUUCUUCAGCAAGUUAUACCCACGGAUAGCGAUGACCAAACCGAGGUUCACUUCGCUGGUGAUGAACAAUCAGCUACCCAUACAGAGAGGCCGAACUUCAAUAUCACUACCAUGUCUUACAAUUUUCGGCGAUUCAACGCUCGAAUAGGCGUCGUCUUUAAAUUCCAGGCCCGUGUGGAACGUAUUCUAUCCUGGAAGCGCGCGUCGCAUACUCUAUCACUCCUCGCCGUCUAUAGUUUUGUCUGCCUGGAUCCUUAUCUCCUGUUUGUGCUGCCUGUUGCCAUCCUUCUGUUCGGUGUCUUCAUCCCCGCGUUCCUGGCACGGCAUCCAGCACCACCCAAGGGAACCUUGUCGAGUGAGCAGAAUGUUGGAUAUUCUCCCCAGGGACCACCUUUGGCACCUGCGGCGACGGUGAAACCAGUCAAGGAACUCAGCAAGGACUUCUUUCGGAACAUGCGCGACCUACAGAACUGCAUGGAUGACUUUAGUCGGGGACAUGACCAGGUCGUCGCCUUACUUGUACCAGUGACGAAUUUUAGUGAUGAGGCUCUCAGUUCUGCUCUAUUUUUAUUUCUUACAGCCGGAGGCAUUUUUAUGACCAUUGCGGCCCAAAUUCUACCCUGGCGCUUCAUAUUCCUUCUCGGGGGUUGGGUUAUCGUGGGUAUGGGUCAUCCGCACGUCGCCCGCCUCAUUGCUGCCGCUCAUCGAGACCGUCUCCAGCCACAAGAGGCCAAGGCUCGGUCGUGGUUAGAUAACUGGAUCAGCUCAGACGUUAUCCUCGACUCCAGUCCUGAAACGCGUGAAGUGGAAAUCUUUGAGCUACAGCGCAAAACCUCUGGUGGUGGCGAGUGGGAGCCUUGGCUUUUCAGUCCUUCACCCUACGAUCCUUUGUCACAACCUCGAAUUGCAGGUGAACGACCACGCGGAACACGCUUCUUUGAAGAUGUCAUGCCACCCGAAGCGUGGGAAUGGAGCGAGAAGAAAUGGGCUCUAGACCUUUGGAGUCGUGAAUGGGUAGAGGAACGUAUUAUUACAGGCGUUGAAGUUGAGACAGAAGGCGAGCGUUGGGUUUAUGACAUAUGGGAUGAGCGAGACGAGCGUACGGGUGUUGUGGACGUUCCUAUCAACGACAAAGGGAAGCAAAAGGCAACACCGAAACCAAGCUGGGAGGAGAAUGAAGACGGCAGUGGUCGGAGAGGUGACUGGAGACGACGACGAUGGGUCAGAUUGGUGAAGCGUAAGGCGGCUCCAGUACAGCCAAGUUGAUAUAAUACAUCUCUGUAAUACCACGGUCUUACUUUGGUUCUUCAUAUUAUGCAAGGUGUUGGUCGGGGGCAUGAGAUGGCCUACACAAUUGUGGCCAAAUAUGGGCAUUGUUAUGUAAGAAUUAACAUGACAUUAAGAAAUUCCAUUACUGAGUUGUGCUCAUUCAAUUGGACAGUAUGGGCUACCAAAAAGUGAAUACCAAAAAUCCAAUCCUCAUGCUGAAGUCACGCUUUCAGAGUCCAAGUGGUAUCACGCUGAACAGGCCUCUCCUGUGGCCACAAAAUCGGAGGUCGUCAGGUGUCUCUGAUUUCUGUCACAACAUUCUAUAUGCGCUUCGCUCAUAACACGUCAAAUCCGUGAAUCGUAACGAGAUAAAAGAAAUAAACCGAAACGUUGAAUGGAUAUCAUUGAAUGGCCAUCUUGUCGAGAAUCUUCUGAAUGCCCUUCGUGCUGCCACGACCCUGAUCGAGCUCCUCGGCCAUCUUGCGAGCCCGCUCGAUGAGGACGUUGAGAACUUUACGGGUAUACUCGAAGCUGCCUGUGGACUCCAUGUAGGCAACAGCGUACCGCUUGACCUGGGUGUCCGAGGUCUUCUGCUUGAGGAUGUUGAUGAGCUGGAGAUUUGUAGGGUUGGAGCGAAUGCUGUGGAUGACAGGGAACGAGAACUUGCCCUCAGUCAAAUCCUCGCACAUUCCCUUGUUAUGGCUGUACUCCUUCGAGGACAAGUUCAUGUAGUCGUCUCGAAUCUGAAAGAUGAGACCGAUUAGGUUGACGAGGGGAACACAGUCCGUAGGACUAGGGCCGUUGGCUUCCGCCGCCAUAAGCUUGAUACCGAGACGGAACAGGCCGCCUGUCUUGUUACCAACCAUUUCGAGGUAGUCCUCUUCCGUAGGACAAGUAAGAGUGUCACGCCAAAAAAGAUCCAUGCCCUGGCCUCGGUGGAGGUUCACAAGCUCAUCGGAAAAGAUGGUGAUUAGCUCUGGAUUGUUGAGCUUGUGCAGCUCUUGUAGGGCGACAAAGUAUAUGUAGUUUGCCGAGUUGAUGGUUUGAGCGACACCAAAGAUGUUGUGUGCGACAGGGAAGCCACGGCGCAGCUCGGACGAGUCUUGUACAUCGUCGAUGAGGAGCGAAGACUCGUGAAGCAUGCCAACGACUCGGGUGAUGACUUCGAGGCUCGGCGUGGGCACAUCGAGCCAGGCGUUGAAGGCGCCGAUUAGCUGGGCGCGGAAGUCCUUGCCAGGAUGGCUAAUGACAUAGUCGUAAGGUCCGCGGACGACAUUUUCCUUCUCGUCAGUCCAAGAGCGCUUAGCCGUGAACUCUAGAUCCUCGUGGGCGUAGCGCUCGGGAUCGGGAGGCGGAUUGGGAGCUUGCAUAACGCCGUAACCAGCGUUUGACAUCUGUGCCUUUGGGGAGAGCUGCUUCUGGCUCAGCCAGUCGCCUUCUGGAACAGGGCGCAGAACGGGUUUUGUGGGUGUAGCGUUGAGAGAGGUCGGGAUGCCGGUGCUUGAAGUGCGAGGUGGAAUUGCGUUGGGAGACAUAAGUGGGUUGGAGAUGCCAGACAUCUUCUCCAUUGCCUUUGGCGAGAGCGACAGCAUGUGUAAGGCCGACGGGGGCAAUGCCUCAGGGUUGAGAGAGAGGAUGGGGUCGGCCGUGGGGAUCAUGCGUGUUAAGUUUUUGGGGGUAUAGAAUGCGAUUCGUCUAAGGGGAAAAGAGAAGAGGAGGAGGGGGAGGGGUCCUUUUUUUGACGGAUAAUCGAUGACGCUGCUGAAGAUAUUUGGAGAUGCUAACUGUAGAAAGAGAGGCAAAAAUCAAUAUGGGACGGAAGCGAAAUAAUAAACAAAUGCCGUAUACGUGGUGUUUGGCCCUGUCUUGUCUCGUGGCGUACUGAUAGCGAAUGGUAUUGUCGGGAUGCUCGGGUGAAUCUAUAAGUGGUCGACGUCAUUGAAUAUCCAGACGAUACAUGUCUAAGCCUGCCUGAUGCGACGAUAGAAGGGUCAUAGAGUUGACACUGAGCCUGUGUGCAAGCUUGCAAUGUGGAUAAUCUACUCAACCCAAUUGCUCAUGCGCUGAAUAGCAGGAGCCUAAAAGCGAAUCCUGCAGGCUGCAGCCAUCCAGUUUGAGAUAGGACGUCAAGGAGGACGAAGCUGCCCAGAGCUCUCUCUGUCUUGUGAUAGAGUGAGGGGUGAUGGUGAGGGUGAGCAUGUGGGCUAGAUACCUGUUCGUCCUACGCAGGACACCAUCUUUGCACCUUGGCGCAGCACGAACUACAGGCACCCUUCACAGCAUGUCAAGUACUAACUGACACGGCCGUGCCUCUUUUUAGGGGUUCUUGUCACAAGCUAAUGCAGAAUGGAUGGGACGGGAGCUCUGAGACGGGAACGCAGCUUUGCUUUCCUUUUCUUUGUUGUUGAGAGGGGCUAGCGACAGGGAAAUGGGUCUUUGCCAGGGGAAGAUCAACGUGGGACUGUGAAUCUGAUUGCGGGGAAGAAUCAAUAGGCAACCAAAAGCAGCCAAGCCAGGUCAUUCAGUCCUAAUACCUAGCUGCAGUUGAUAGUCAUGUUGACGUAGAUAG
Molecule: messenger RNA, 4246 nt
Organism: Fusarium odoratissimum NRRL 54006
Lineage: Eukaryota; Fungi; Ascomycota; Sordariomycetes; Hypocreales; Nectriaceae
Exons: 3
Coding region: 199-1674 (491 amino acids)
Biological process (GO): peroxisome organization
Cellular component (GO): peroxisomal membrane
Source: RefSeq, a predicted model, not a curated record